Molecule: messenger RNA, 465 nt
Organism: Peromyscus eremicus (cactus mouse)
Lineage: Eukaryota; Metazoa; Chordata; Mammalia; Rodentia; Cricetidae
Gene: Sntn
Product: sentan, cilia apical structure protein
Molecular function (GO): transition metal ion binding
Source: RefSeq, a predicted model, not a curated record
AUGCACAACAAGAGAAGCAAGAACACAGGAGGUUGUGUGCACAGCACCCAGGACCACACAACCCUCGGAGGAGCGCCCAGGCUUUCUGAAGCCCCAGCAUCCGCUUUAACACCUAGCAAAAUGCCUAAAAGUGUUUCAAUAUCUAAACAACUGGCUUCAAUAAAAGCUUUGAAGAAAGGCUCAGAUCUUGAAAAAGCCAUUGCUACUCUCGCUCUGAUUUUCAGAAACUCUUCCGACCCUGAUGGUAAACUUAGGAAAGCCACUGCCAAGAAUCUGCUACAAACCCAAUUUAGGAAUUUCACAGAGGGAGAAGAAAGCAAGCCAAAGUGCCAAGACAUCCUUUCUGAGCUGGAUGAACACACAGAAAACAAGCUGGAUUUCGAGGACUUCGUGAUCCUGCUCCUGAGCCUUGCCAUUGUGUCGGAUCCGCUACAAAAUAUAUUCAGUGCAAAAAUUACAAAAUGA